Molecule: messenger RNA, 1876 nt
Organism: Lontra canadensis (Northern American river otter)
Lineage: Eukaryota; Metazoa; Chordata; Mammalia; Carnivora; Mustelidae
Gene: CHRDL2
Product: chordin like 2
Exons: 12
Coding region: 446-1711 (421 amino acids)
Molecular function (GO): protein binding
Source: RefSeq, a predicted model, not a curated record
ACCCCGCAGCCUUACCCCGAGCCCACUGAGCAGAGGGCGCCGGGCGCUUGUAGCCGGCGCGCCCGGAUCCGCCCGCUGGUCCCGCGUGCCUCGCCCAAAGCUGCGCGCUCUGCAGACCCCUGUCCUCCCCGUCUUUCUCCACUUCCCCUCCAUCUCACCUUCCUUGCUUUUAUUGCUUUCCCUUCUAGCCGCACCUUCCUCCAUCUCUCCAUCUCUCUCUCUCCUCUUCCCUUGUUCUCUUUCCACCUUCCUCUUAUUCCCACCUUGGACCUCCCUUUCUGUCCUCACCACCUACUCCACCCUUCUCUGACUCUCCAGUAUAGAGGCAGCCCUCCCUGGGUCUGCAGGCUGCUUUGUGCCCCAGUGCCUCAGUGUCUUCAUCUCACUUUCUCCCGACGCCCCUCCUGGCUCAGCGCCUGGCGGCCUGGCCCUGGGGGAAGGAAGGAUGGUUCCCGAGGUAAGGGUCCUCUCCUCCUUGCUGGGACUCGCGCUACUCUGGUUCCCCUUGGACUCCCACGCUCGAGCCCGUCCAGACAUGUUCUGCCUUUUCCAUGGGAAAAGAUACGCCCCCGGUGAGAGCUGGCACCCCUACCUGGAGCCACAGGGCUUGAUGUACUGCCUGCGCUGUACCUGUUCUGAGAGUGCCCAUGUGAGCUGUUACCGCCUCCACUGCCCACCUGUCCACUGUCCCCAGCCUGUGACCGAGCCACAGCAGUGCUGUCCCCGGUGUGUGGAACCUCACACCCCCUCUGGGCUCCGGGCCCCCCCAAAGUACUGCCAGCACAAUGGGACCAUGUACCAACACGGAGAGAUCUUCAGUGCCCACGAGCUGCUCCCAGCCCGCCUGCCCAACCAGUGUGUCCUCUGCAGCUGUACUGAAGGCCAGAUCUACUGCGGUCUCAUGACCUGCCCAGAACCAGGCUGCCCUGCACCUCUACCACUGCCUGCCUCCUGUUGCCAGACCUGCAAAGAUGGGUCAGGUGAGAAAUCAGCUGAAGAGGACACUACGCAGUCACAGCAUGGGGUGAGACAUUCCCAGGAUCCGUGUUCGGGGGACAGUGGGGGAAAGAAAGGCCUGGGCACCCCAGCCCCCACUGGUCUCAGCUCUCCUCUGGGCUUCAUCUCUCGCCACUUCCGACCGAAGGGGGCAGGCAGCACAACAGUCAAGAUUGUCCUGAAGGAGAAACAUAAGAAAGCCUGUGUGCACAGUGGGAAGACAUACUCCCAUGGGGAGGUGUGGCACCCAGCUUUCCGCUCCUUUGGACCCCUGCCCUGCAUCUUGUGCACCUGUCAGGAUGGCCGCCAGGACUGCCAGCGGGUGACCUGUCCCACGGAGUACCCCUGCCAUCGCCCUGAGAAAGUGGCCGGGAAGUGUUGCAAGAUUUGCCCAGAGAACAAGGCAGACCCUGGCCCCAGUGACAUCAGUGCCACCAGGUGUCCGAAGGUGCCAGGCCAUGUCCUCGUCCACACAUCAAUAGCUCCAAGCCCAGACAACCUACAUCGUUUUGCCCUCGAGCAUGAGGCCUCUGAGCAGGUGGAGAUCUACCUCUGGAAGCUGGUAAAAGAUGAGGAAACUGAGGCUCAGAGAGGUGAAGUACCUGGCCCAAGGCCACACAGCCAGAAUCUUCCACUUGAUUCAGAUCAAGAAAGUCAGGAAGCAAGACUUCCAGAAAGAGGCACAGAACUUCCGGCUCCUCACUGGCACCCAUGAAGGUCACUGGAAUGUUUUCCUAGCCCAGACCCCGGAGCUGAAGGUCACAGCCAGUCCAGACAAAGCAACCAAGACCUUAUAACAAAGACGUAAACAGUUGCAGAUAUGAGCUUUAUCAUUUUUGUUGUUAUAUAUUAAUAAAUGAUAAGUUGCAUUACCCCUCAA